This is a messenger RNA of Oncorhynchus tshawytscha (Chinook salmon), 2866 nucleotides long. RefSeq names its product ubiquitin carboxyl-terminal hydrolase 37-like. The transcript has 14 exons. NCBI's taxonomy places the organism in Eukaryota, Metazoa, Chordata, Actinopteri, Salmoniformes, Salmonidae. The coding region runs from base 1 to 1956 and encodes 651 amino acids. The record is from RefSeq and is a predicted model, not a curated record. Gene Ontology annotation, cellular component: nucleus; cytosol. Gene Ontology annotation, molecular function: cysteine-type deubiquitinase activity; cysteine-type endopeptidase activity. Gene Ontology annotation, biological process: protein deubiquitination; G1/S transition of mitotic cell cycle.
AUGUCAAAGGUCAUCUAUGCUGAGCCAGAUAUGAACAAGAAGGUCAAGUUUGACAGAGGUGAGAUGGAGGAGAGGAUUGUGGAUAUCUAUGUCAGUGCAGACACCAUGAGAGACGAGCCUGAUAGCUCAGGGAAGAGACCCUUCCUAGUUGGUGCAGUGUGUCUGGGGCUGCUGUGUGUUCUACUGGCUGGGAUCAUAGGCCUGUCUGUCUACUCAUGGAGCUCCUCAAACUUGCAGCUCUCUGCCAACCUAACCGAAGAUGUCAAAGAGACGCGCAUCAUUUUAGUCACCAUAUGCCAGGGCAACGGGGCCCUCAACACUUCUACAGAGGUAGGCCCCAGGGCCAAGAAUGUGACCCGGGUGGUCUACAGUGCCACCUGCGGUUCAAAGAAGGCAGAGCCGGUGGUAGUGGACAGUGCAGACAACGUGGGAGUGGUUGUGAGCUCUACAUCCCAGGAAGACAAGAAAGAAGAAGGAGAGGGGCACUUCAUCCCCUCUCCAAUUCCAUCUGACUGUUCUGAACGGAAUGGCUCCGCUACCUCUGACCCCUCACCCUCUGACCAACUCUCCUCCCUCCAUCCACCUCCCUCUCCUGUUAAAUGUUCCUCUCAGCCUUGCUCUCCUGCUAAACAACCCUCUGUACCCCGGUCACCUGCCAAAAACCCUUCCCCAGUGAAAUCCUCUCCAGUGGUGUCCCACCCUAGUUCUCCCUCUCCUACCAACCCUCUGGACCGUCAUGGAGACACCAGUCAGGAGGGCACAACAGUCAGACCUCUGUCUCUUCAGGACCACUCUAGUCCAAGGCCCCAGAGACCAGUCUCAGCCACCAGAAGCAUGACUCUUCCCAGGGCCAGCUCAGCCACCAGAAGCAUGACUCUUCCCAGGACCAGCUCAGCCACCAGAGGGUCAGAAGAGACCCAGGGGGCCAGAGGAGAACAGGUGGCACUGGUCAACAUGGAACUUCUUGGGUUGCCUAACAUUGGCAACACUUGCUUCCUUAACGCCACCCUGCAGUGCCUCCUGGUCCUGCCGUCCUUCUCAAAGGAAAUCCUGCACCAGGAACAACUCUGGAGCUCCUCCCCUUCUCCAACCUGCUCAGUUUCUUUUUGUUUUUGGAUCUUCAUAACCAAGAGGAACAACAAUGACACACUGAUUAUGAUGUGUCUGUUUGAUGUGCACCGUUCGGGUUUACCUGACAGUGUGGCAAACCAGGCCUCAAAAGCAGACCUCAUGUGGAAGGUCAAGUACUCCUUGUCGGGAUACGAUUUGAAGUAUCUGGGGGACACGCAACAGGAUGCACAUGAGUUACUUGUCAAUAUGCUGUGCCAGCUGAAGGAGGAGGGCAUGAUUCUGAAGACACUCGGGAUGAACUAUACCUGCCCUGUUUCCCAGCUGGAGUUCCAACUUGUGUCGGUGCGCACAUGUACCAGCUGUGGGCGCGAGUCGUCUACCAGAGAGGACUACAACCACCUCUCAUUGGACUUCAGCCCUGAGCGCACCUUGCUGAGCAGCCUAGCACUCACUUUCAAAAGUGAAAAGGUUGAAUUCACAUGUGAGGGCUGUAAAGGCCUCCACGCCUCAAAGGUGGAGCAGUUCCACUCACUGCCUCUUGUGCUGGUUCUGCAUCUGAAGAGGUUUGGAGGACCUGGGGGGUUGGAGAAGCUGGAGGCUCCUCUUUUGUUUCCUUCGGAGCUGAGGCUCUCUACCCUCUGUGGGGACAUGGUGCCACACCUGCACAGUGCCAGCCCACAGGCCCUCACCAACCAGGCCCCCAGCAUCCAGGGGUCCAUCCCCCAGACCCUCGCCAGCCAAGUCUCCAGCCCACCUGGAGAGGCCAAAGACAGCGCCCUCUGCUGUUCAGAAGCAGAAGCCAGUACAGUCAGUGAAUGGUUACUACCAGCUGACUGGCGUAGUCUCUCAUUUGGGAGGCUCCGCAAACUCCGGGCACUACAUUAGUGACAUAUUGCAUGCCAGUGGGAACUGGUUCUGCUGUAACGACAGCCAGGUGUCAAUGUCCAAUGAAGCCACUGUGCUGAGGACCAGAGCCCGGAGUGCCUACAUGCUCUUCUAUAUGUUCAGGUACUGCUUACUCUCGCCAUCUAUAUUCUUGUGUUGCUAUUUAUGUGUACGGUUCCUUUCACCCUACAGGGCAAUAGAGCGGGAGGCCCCAGCACACAGGGCCUAACAGGGCCACCAGCAUCAGCCCCAGCCUAAACAGGGGCAGCACCUGGACCAGCCUCCAAACACUCAGACCUGUCUCAACAGGGAUAGUACCAGGCCCAGCCUCAAAACCCCCAGCCCAGCCUCAACAGGGGUAGUACCAGGCCCAGUCUCAAACCCCCAGCCCAGCCUCAAACCUCACACACCUGCCUCGAAAGGGGUAGCAUUUGGCCCAACAUCAACAACCCCGAGCCCAGCCACAACAGGGGCAGCACUGGGCCCAACAUCAACACACCCAGCCCAGCCUCAACAUGGGGAGAACCAGGCCCAGCCUCAACAUGGGCAGAACAAGACCCAGCCCCAACACCCUCAGACCUGCCUCAACAGGUGCAGCAUUCAGCCCAACUUCAAUCAUGCUGCUCUUCAACACUAGCAUGAACAUUCUUUCAGUAGCUUGUGUCAUAAAUACCUGCCCUUGAUUUGACUACUUCACCUAAUGUAUAAAGCGUAUAAAGUAUACACACUAAAUGUAGUACACAUGUAAAUGUGGUGGAUAGAGAGUGUGAUUAUUUAGAGGGUACAACUUCCCUUCUAUUUGGUUUGGUUUGAAAUCCUCCUGUUGUGAAAUACACUGUGGUGUCUAACCUCUUAUUCAGCAUGGUCACACCGGAAGACCUGCAAUAUUAAUAAAGACAAGCAAAUGUAA